Molecule: messenger RNA, 2989 nt
Organism: Teleopsis dalmanni
Lineage: Eukaryota; Metazoa; Arthropoda; Insecta; Diptera; Diopsidae
Product: transmembrane GTPase Marf-like
Exons: 11
Coding region: 373-2724 (783 amino acids)
Biological process (GO): mitochondrial fusion; mitochondrion localization
Cellular component (GO): mitochondrial outer membrane
Molecular function (GO): GTPase activity; GTP binding
Source: RefSeq, a predicted model, not a curated record
CAGCCUGUCAGCUUAGAUAUGUGAGAUAAGCUGUUACAUCAUUUGCAAACGCAGUAUAUUGUUUUAGAGAUUUGAAGUUGUUCAGGAUAAAGAAACAAAAACCAAUAAAAAUUCUGGAUGUCUUCUUUAAUAUAAGUUAGCAACAACAACAUCGCGAAGAGUUUACUGAUUGCUUAAAAUGUCUAAUGUUGUGCACAAUCAGUUGUAUAAAUGCUUUUGACUUUAUUUUAUUUGAUAACAUUCACAUAAUAUAAAUUCUGUACAAACCAUUUCUGUAUUCUGAAAUAUUCUCCGCGUUUUUGCUGAGGCAAUCGAGAGUUCCUUAGUGAAAAUAUUUUCAUAUUUAAUUAAGUCAAUUUUGUUUUCUUAUCAAUGGCGGCCUAUUUGAAUCGCACUAUUUCAAUGGUCACUGGAAACGGCGGAACCGCUGCUGCCACAACAAAUUUCGACAUGAAUGCUUUGAUGUCUGAAAAUCGAUCGAUGCAAAACGCCAACCUCGAAAAAUCCCCAUUGCAGGUUUUUGUCAGAGCAAAAAAGAAAAUUAAUGAUAUAUACGGAGAGAUCGAGGAGUAUGUAAUCGAGACAACCCAAUUUAUUAUUGCUCUACAUUCUGAUGCUGAAAUCGUGGAUAAAUCUGAGCGUGAACUUUUUGAAAGUUAUGUAAAUAAAGUGGCGGCUAUUCGGGAGGUACUAUCGCGAGAUCACAUGAAAGUAGCAUUUUUUGGACGCACAUCAAAUGGGAAAAGUUCUGUUAUAAAUGCGAUGCUACGAGAAAAAAUUUUGCCAAGCGGUAUAGGACACACCACAAAUUGUUUCUGUCAGGUAGAAGGUUGCGAUGGACAAGAAGCUUAUUUAAUUAAGGAAGGUUCGGAUGAAAAGCUAAAUGUUGUCAAUAUAAAACAACUUGCAAAUGCCCUUUGUCAAGAAAAACUUAGUGAGAGUUCGCUGGUGCGAAUAUUUUGGCCACGAGAAAGGUGCAGUUUGCUGCGAGAUGAUGUUGUCUUCGUAGAUUCACCUGGUGUAGACGUUUCAGCAAAUCUAGAUGAUUGGAUUGAUAACCAUUGUAUUAACGCUGACGUAUUUGUAUUGGUGCUAAAUGCUGAGUCGACAAUGACUCGAGCAGAGAAACAGUUUUUUCAUACUGUAUCUCAAAAACUUUCUAAGCCUAAUAUUUUUAUUUUAAAUAAUCGUUGGGAUGCAUCAGCCAACGAACCAGAAUUUCAGGAUUCGGAGCUUGAAAAGGUUAAGUCACAGCACACGGAACGUUGUAUUGAUUUUCUUACUAAGGAGCUUAAAGUUAGCAACGAAAAGGAAGCUGCAGAACGUGUGUUUUUUGUAUCGGCUCGUGAAACAUUACAGGCUAGAGUAGAGGAAGCGAAAGGAAACCCACCCCACCUUGGAGCAAUAGCUGAAGGUUUUCAAAUGCGCUACUUUGAAUUUCAAGAUUUUGAACGGAAAUUUGAAGAAUGUAUCUCUCAAAGUGCUGUAAAAACAAAAUUUGAACAACAUAGUUCUCGGGGAAAAACAGUAGCUGGUGACAUGCGAUCUAUGCUAGAUAAUAUUUGUGAACGGACUGCAAUAUUUCGUAACUUGAAGUUGGACCAAAAAACCUUGCUUACUGACCGCAUUCAAGGGACAGAAACAGAAAUGAUGCAAGUUACACGAGAAAUGAAACUCAAAAUUCAUAAUAUGGUAGAGGAGGUAGAGCAAAAGGUGUCUAAGGCACUAAAUGAAGAAAUUUGGCGCUUAGGUGUUUUAAUUGAUGAAUUCAAUAUGCCAUUUCACACAGAACCGUUGGUGUUAAAUAUAUAUAAAAAGGAAUUGAAUUCGCACGUUGAAUCUGGAUUGGGCUCAAAUUUACGAGCUAGGUUAUCAAUGGCGUUAGCAAUGAAUGUCGAGUCAGCUCAACGUGAUAUGACUGAUCGGAUGCAUGCUCUAGUGCCCAAUGAAAAGCUUGUUGUGCAAACAAAAGUUGCAGCCAGGUCACAACCAUUCGAAAUGUUGUAUUCCUUGAAUUGUCAAAAUUUAUGUGCAGAUUUUCAAGAAGAUCUGGAAUUUAAAUUUUCGUGGGGAAUAACAGCGAUGAUUCAACGAUUUACUGGAAAAGUAAAAGAACGAAAUAAAAGAGCCCCAGCGGUGUUACAUCGCCAGAAUAGCAUUGGAAAAAGUAUAUCCUCUACAACGCCAGUCAAUGAGACUCCUUUAUGUUUAAUGCCUACAGCAAGUAGUGGUAUAACACAGGAGCAGUUGUCACUAAUUUCACGUUUUGCUGUAUCUUCAAUUGGAUCCCAGGGCACUGUAGGUGGCCUUAUUGUAGCUGGAAUAAUGUUAAAAACUAUUGGCUGGCGCGUUCUUGUUGGUAUUGGUGCUCUAUAUGGCUGUAUAUAUUUUUACGAACGACUUUCUUGGACAAAUUCAGCAAAAGAACGUUCCUUCAAAUCACAAUAUGUGCGUCACGCUACAAAGAAACUUAAAAUGAUUGUAGACUUGACUUCAGCGAACUGUAGCCAUCAAGUGCAGCAAGAACUUUCAAGUACCUUUGCUCGCUUAUGUCGAACUGUAGACUCCGCUACUACUGAUAUGAACGAGGAACUUAAAGCUAUUGAAGCGCAAUUAAAUGUUCUAGAAGCCAAUCAAAAGCAACUGAAACUACUACGCAACAAGGCAAAUUACAUACAAAAUGAAUUAGACAUUUUCGAAAAUAACUACAUAAGAGCGAAUUAGUAUUAACUUAUUUUGCAAGAUAAUAUUUAAGUGCAUGGAAACUUAGUCACUUGUAUAUUUAUAUAAUAUUAUUUUUUUGGCAUGCGAAUCGUUACACAAGAUUAUGUUUGAAGAUGAACGUUAUACGCGGUAAAUUUUUAGUUAAUUAUUUUUAAUAUAAUAAUUAUUUUCUUAACUGGUAAAAAGUUUUACAUAAACACUUCUUACGUGUUUAUCACAAGCAAAAAUGUAUCUUUGUAUAAAUUUACCUUGUUUUUAUUUAAUA